ACCGAGUCAGCAUCCAAUAAUCCCGUCCCAAUUUGAUGGUGUCGGUGAUUCACCAAAAUCCCUUUUCCGUUCUUUCUCUCUCUCAAUUCCCAACCCAUUAUACUCAUUUAUUCAUUCCUUCCCAAUCUCUUUCUUUUCUUUCUCAAAUUCCGUUUCUUUUCUCUGCACGCUCCGGUUAAAAGGCAAAACAAAUUCCGAUGGCUUCGCGGCGCCUCCGGGACCUCCAAUCCCAAGCGGCGAACAAGAUCUGCGUAGACUGUUCCCAGAAGAAUCCGCAAUGGGCUUCGGUGUCUUACGGAGUAUUUAUGUGCUUAGAGUGCUCCGGCAAGCACCGCGGCCUCGGGGUUCACAUCUCCUUUGUUCGAUCCGUUACCAUGGAUUCCUGGUCCGAAAUCCAGAUCAAGAAGAUGGAAGCUGGAGGCAACGACAAACUCAAUGCCUUCCUCGCGCAAUACGGCAUCGCCAAGGAAACCGACAUCGUCGCCAAGUACAAUUCCAACGCCGCCUCCGUCUACCGCGACCGCAUCCAGGCCAUCGCCGACGGUCGCCCCUGGCGGGAUCCCCCCGUCGUCAAGGAGAGCAUCCGCUCCUCCGCCUCCAAGGGGAAGCCGCCCCUUUCCACCAGCAACAACGGCGGCUGGGAUAAUUGGGACACGGACGACGGGUUCGGAUCGGCUCGGGGCGGCUCUGAUCUGCGGCGGAACCAGUCCACCGGCGAUGUCAGGGGGUUCGGCGGCGGCGGGAGCGUGGCGAGGUCGAAGUCGACGGAGGAUAUGUACACGCGCGCACAGCUGGAAGCCUCUGCUGCCAAUAAGGAAGAUUUCUUCGCGAGGAAGAGGGCGGAGAAUGAGUCCCGACCGGAGGGGCUUCCGCCAUCGCAGGGUGGCAAGUACGUCGGGUUCGGAUCUAGCCCCGCCCCGAGCCAAAGGGCUAAUCAGCAAAGCGAUUAUUUAUCUGUCGUUUCUCAGGGAUUCGGUAAAUUAUCGUUGGUUGCUGCUUCUGCGGCUCAGUCUGCUGCCAAUGUUGUUCAAGCCGGGACAAAAGAGAUCUCUGCUAAGGUAAAAGAGGGUGGUUAUGAUUACAAGGUCAAUGAAACUGUAAAUGUUGUCUCUCAGAAGACAUCAGAGAUUGGACAUAGGACAUGGGGUAUAAUGAGAGGGGUCAUGGCAAUGGCUACGCAAAAGGUUGAGGAAUACACUAGAGAUAGCCCCAAUUCGACAUCUGAAAAACAAAAUGAAGCUGAUAAAAACGGUUUCUAUCAGGAGUAUAAUCGAGAGAACAAAGGCUGGAAUUCUUCUACCAGAGAAGGGCAACAGUCUACGGGUGGACAAACUAAUUCUUAUCAUUCAAGCUCUUGGGAUGAUUGGGGCCACAAAGAUCCUAGGAAGGAACAUCCUGCUAAAGGAUCGUCUCAUCAGUCAUCAGGUGGGCUAUCCGAUGCUUAUAACACUAGCUCUUGGGAUGAUUGGGACCAUGAAGACGCAAGGAAGAAAGAAGCAGCUAAAGGAUCAGCUUCCAAUAGCAGUGAUGGUUGGGCUGGUUGGGAUAAUGCCAAAGAUGAUGGAUUUGAUGAUUUCUAUGGGAAUGCAUCUAAUAAUAAAGCUGCUGGUCAUAAUGAUAAGGCGGGUGUUGCCUGGACAGGAGGAGGUUUUCACUAAGGUUUGUAUCAGACGGUUCAACUGAAGGGGGACAGGAUCAAAGUUUUGUUGUAAAUGACAACAAUACAGUACCUAUUGGAUGAUGGCAUGCGAGCUGAGCAGGGAUGCUGUUUAACCUAUUGUUGUGACCUGAUUGUCAACUAUAAGUUCUUUGGUCACUAUUGAAUUCAUGCCCCAUUUGUGCUGGAAGAAUGAUUUUUUGAGGUUAGCCUAGUGUCUUGCAAGUCUUUCCUUUUCAUUUUUCUCCCUCCCUCACUUGUGUAAUUUUUAUGCAUUCUUUUGGGGACUUCUGUACGGUUGGAAACGUAGUUAUAUAUGUACAAGUGUCUAAAGAAAGAAGGGCAAAUUGCCCAAAUUUAUAUUUACUUCUACCUGGAAGUGUGAUGAAACUAUUCUGUCACGAGAAUUUCAUAUUUCUUGAGUUUAUAACAACUUAAUUUGCCUUUU
Molecule: messenger RNA, 2105 nt
Organism: Vigna radiata var. radiata (mung bean)
Lineage: Eukaryota; Viridiplantae; Streptophyta; Magnoliopsida; Fabales; Fabaceae
Product: probable ADP-ribosylation factor GTPase-activating protein AGD6
Exons: 4
Coding region: 198-1658 (486 amino acids)
Biological process (GO): vesicle-mediated transport
Molecular function (GO): GTPase activator activity
Source: RefSeq, a predicted model, not a curated record